Molecule: messenger RNA, 918 nt
Organism: Procambarus clarkii (red swamp crayfish)
Lineage: Eukaryota; Metazoa; Arthropoda; Malacostraca; Decapoda; Cambaridae
Source: RefSeq, a predicted model, not a curated record
AUGAAAGGACAGGACAGACGGGAACUAGAGAACAAGAAAGGACAGGACAGACGGGAACUAGAGAGCACGAAAGGACAGGACAGACGGGAACUAGAGAACAAGAAAGGACAGGACAGACGGGAACUAGAGAGCAUGAAAGGACAGGACAGACGGGAACUAGAGAGCAAGAAAGGACAGGACAGACGGGAACUAGAGAGCAAGAAAGGACAGGACAGACGGGAACUAGAGAGCAUGAAAGGACAGGACAGACGGGAACUAGAGAGCAUGAAAGGACAGGACAGACGGGAACUAGAGAGCAAGAAAGGACAGGACAGACGGGAACUAGAGAGCAUGAAAGGACAGGACAGACGGGAACUAGAGAGCAUAGGACAGGACAGACGGGAACUAGAGAGCAAGAAAGGACAGGACAGACGGGAACUAGAGAGCAAGAAAGGACAGGACAGACGGGAACUAGAGAGCAUGAAAGGACAGGACAGACGGGAACUAGAGAGCAAGAAAGGACAGGACAGACGGGAACUAGAGAGCACGAAAGGACAGGACAGACGGGAACUAGAGAGCACGAAAGGACAGGACAGACGGGAACUAGAGAGAGCGCAUGAAAGGACAGGACAGACGGGAACUAGAGAGCAAGAAAGGACAGGACAGACGGGAACUAGAGAGCAAGAAAGGACAGGACAGACGGGAACUAGAGAGCAAGAAAGGACAGGACAGACGGGAACUAGAGAGCACGAAAGGACAGGACAGACGGGAACUAGAGAGCAAGAAGGGACAGGACAGACGGGAACUAGAGAGCAAGAAAGGACAGGACAGACGGGAACUAGAGAGCAAGAAAGGACAGGACAGACGGGAACUAGAGAGCAAGAAAGGACAGGACAGACGGAACUAGAGAACAAGAAAGGACAGGACAGACGGAACUAG